Molecule: messenger RNA, 4706 nt
Organism: Rhagoletis pomonella (apple maggot)
Lineage: Eukaryota; Metazoa; Arthropoda; Insecta; Diptera; Tephritidae
Exons: 11
Coding region: 35-3862 (1275 amino acids)
Biological process (GO): protein deubiquitination
Molecular function (GO): cysteine-type deubiquitinase activity
Source: RefSeq, a predicted model, not a curated record
AACCGCACAGUUGUUUUGCUAAGAAGUUACAAGCAUGCAACGCCAAUUCACCUCCGGCAGUCGCCAAGCGCCUGAUCCAUUUGAUCAAUUCUUGGAGGAAAAUAACUUCUAUCGCAAGCAUACCGCCCGCGAUGCCUCCUGCUUGUUUCGUGUUAUUUCGGAACAAAUGUAUGACACCCAACUGCAUCAUUUAGCUAUACGCAAAAAAUGCGUACGCUAUAUGCGUAAACAUCGGGACUUUUUUGCACCGCUCAUUGACCGGGAUUUGGACGAGUAUCUUGACGAUAUGUCGAAGCCCAAAACAUAUGGCACUUUGAUCGAACUGCAGGCAGUUGGUUAUAUGUUCCAACGUAAUGUGUUACUAUUUGAGCCCUUCAAUUUGGGAAACUUCUAUAGUUCUCGUUCUUACUUUAAUGACGUUUUUCGAGUUUUCUAUACACCAGAAAGGCAUUUCGAUUCGGUAUUUACGUGCGACUAUAUCAAAGAUGCCGCAAUCUGCCAGGCAAUAUGUUAUGAAAUCUUAUACAAGGAUUUAUAUAAAUUACCGGAUGUUGCAUUUGCCGUUGAGCAUAUGCUCCACUCGCCGACAUUGGAGUCUAUGGAAUACACUUCUGAAAGUAAUGAGAAUGGCUACUGCACUCGUAUACAUUUAACUGAUGGGCGUGUCUUUAAUUUCGAUCUGCCGCACGAAACCAAUUGCAUUUUGGAAAAUUAUGAACUUUGUCAUUUUCAUUAUACAAACUUUCCUCGUUUAUCUGAUGACUUGCAUCGCGAAAUGAAGAUACACACACACUGCGACGACUAUGAAAAGACAUUGUGCAAAACUGCAGAAUCAUUAUUGCCACACAAGUAUAUAUCGUGUGUGCGACAAUUGUUACAGGAAGGUAUCACACCAUUUCCCUAUAAAGUUGCAAAAGCAUUGGAUCCAAAUAUGUAUCGCAACAUUGAGUUUGACGCGUGGAAUGAGCAACGCAAAGAGCAAAAAUUACAAAACUGGUAUAACGGUGAUACGAAUUUUAAGUUGAUACGCUGCCAGCAAACACGAGUUCAUAAAAUCUUCCAGGUGGGAGCCAAAUGUCAUGUGAAGCUAUGCAAAUCCGAAAACGAUGUAUACACUUGUCAUAUACAAGAGAUUGCAGUUGACAAAGGCUACUGCAUUGUAUUUAUCGAACAAUUAGGCGAAAAGCGUCUGGUUCCGUACGAUUCGCUUACUCCACUGCCACCGGAUCAAUUUAAGCCAUGGACCUUGCCAUAUCGCUUUCAGCGUCAUAUGCAGAAAUAUAGCUCGGUGCGUCUAACACGUCAUUACAAUUAUCGCUUCAAACUCAAUGGCCAAAUCGCUCAAGAUCGUAAUUAUUGUACACCCUUAUCGCACAAUGGUAAGGCAUCGGAUUAUGAAGCAGGAAUCACAGGAGGUGAUGCCGACAAAGAAGACAAACAAAAUUAUGCAGCUCCGACUGCACAUCAUCGCAAUGGGUGCUAUUACAAAUUGAAGCAAUAUACCCACUUUGAAAAUUUCCGUGCACAUACUGUUGAAUAUUGUGCUAUGCCACUGACGGUGGAGCAUGCGCCACGUGAUAUCGAAACGAAAAGUGGCAGUGCCACUACAACGCCUUCUAACGAGAAUAAUAGUAAUGUUGCGCAGCAUGCUGCUAUACCUGAGACACGCAUUAAAACCGAACAAAAUGUAUCACAGCGCAAUUGUGCACCGGAAGAAAUGAUGGGCAACUUUAAUACCAUAGAACAAUCGGCUGGCAUUGGUGCACCAGCAUUUAUUCUCCCCGACUUUCAUUACUUAUAUCCUGUGCCACAGUAUGGCGCCAUGCCUGAGGAAUAUUAUGCAUAUGGCUAUGACCCUGCGAUGCAUCCACCAGGCACAGCGCUUAUGCCAACUGGUUAUUACAUGUAUCCUCCACCAGGUGCACCGGCAACAGCUUUCGCACAUGCGCCGAAUAACAUUUACAUGCAAGCAGCACCCCCCCUACCACCGCCACUCAUAACUGCUGCCGCGCCACAUCCACAUGCUGCUGCAGUUGCACACAGUGUCGGUAGUGGUCCAUUUUAUCAAACAAAUCCGUCUUUCGGGAGCGGUACCCUAGGAAAUGCCAUUGACCCCAACUCGAUGCAAAAUAAUGCAGCACAAAUUUAUGAAACACCCAUUACUCGUAAUCGUGGAGGUAGGCAAACGCCAAAUAUACAUACACCGCUAAGCGGGCGUAUUAAUUGGGAUGCAAAGAAAUCGGUUGAGCCGAGUGGCAUAGAUUUGCCUACCGAUGUGCCCACUCUGCGCCACUUUUACAACUUGGGUUUGGACUAUCAUCUCACGCAGUUGAAGCGUAGUAAUGAAGAUGGCAAGGCAAAAGUAAAUGGUGGAAAACUGGCAUCGAAAGGGACGGGUGGAAAUCACAAUGAAGACAACAUGCAAGAGAGCAAGUCGGAUGCUAACAACAACAGCAUGCCAAAUUUAAAUGCACAGAAUUCCAAUCCAAAUGCUAACAAUGGUAUACAUAGUGCUUCACAUUCGUCUUCCGCUGCCCAAAAUCAACAUUUCAUUAGUAGUGGAUCGGGCAGCGGCGUCAAUAGUGGUUCCGGCAAGGGCGGUCACAUGCAUAGACGCUUUCCGGCGCGCUAUUUUAACAGCAACAAGGAGCGACCGCUGUUUUUGCGCAACCAAAGCAACAACAAUAACAAUAGCACCACAAACAACAGUAACACAUCUGCUGGGCAGAAUCUAAAUAAUCAUAAUCAAAAUGAUUAUAACAACAAUAAUUCUCAUAUUGGUGGAGGUGUAAACUGUAAGUUUACUAAUACACAAAAGACUAAUAACGUUGGACAAAAUAGCUCGAACCGUAGUGCUACGCCAAAUUCGUCACACAGUCAUACAUCGUUACAAAAUACAAAAUCAAUGAAUACAAACAUUGGAAGUGGUGGCGUUAGCAGCAGUGCUACUGCUUCGCUUGCAGUUUCUGUUGCGGAGCAUGGUAUGCCAUCGCCGCAUGUAAACUCUGACAAUCCUACGAGUGGAAAUGGGGCGCACAACGGAACUAAUGCCGGGAAAAUGCAAACUCCGACGGCACUCGCACCUUACCAAGCGCCACACGCGAACGCCAUGGUGACUGCCGCUUAUAGCCCAUAUGGUGAGUUUAACGGUGAUUCGCCAAUGUCCAUUGUCCAGCCAACCACGGCUGCUGGAGGCGGCAUUUUCCUACAUAUGCCGAUGCCAGCGCCUGCACAUUCUUUUGGUAUUUACGCACCGCCACCACCACCACCACCCACUACCAUGGGUAUGCACCCGACGCCUACAUCAACAUCAACGUCAUGCACGGCUUUAUCUUAUCCGCCACCACCUAAUGGUGGACCACAAUUCAUUGCGUCACCAUCAGAUGCAGUAAAUACCAUUAAUAUGACACUACACAGACCAUCGUCGAACGGUUUCUAUCCAACGGCAGCUGAGCUGUCAGCCGCUGAGGCAGUUGGUGCGAUACACGGCAGCGACGGAUUACAAUUUCAAUGUAUACCGUACGCUGGUGGAGCACCACCUCCACCGAUGCCAUUUUAUUACGCACCUGGCACAGCUGUAUCGGCUGGCGGUCUACAUAUGAAUGGUAUUGCAACGGUACCGCAACCGUCGUCACAGGCUGCAGCAGGUACUGCUGGUGGCGGCGGCGGUGGUGCCUGUGCGAAUACAGGCAUGCCAAAUGGACCGGUGGGACCACAGGGGUAUUGGUGCCAACCGCCGCCAAAUGCUUUGCUACCUUUGCCCAAAUCCGCGCCUCAAAUUAAUGGUGCAGGCGGCAGCGGCAAUACUACACCUAAUGUGAAUGUAAACACCACAAGUAACCGAUCACGUGACAACAAAUAAGAACAUAAUUUUUUAUUUAAAAGACCUCAGGUAAUCUUUUAAAUACUACUUAAAGUAUUGUACGUAUUAACUCGACAAAUUUCUUUACUUCACUAUAAAAAAAAAGGUGAAGGGUGCGAAGCGAGUGCGGUAUAACUUAUGUAUAGCAAAAAUAAGCUAUAAUCGGUGAACUCACAAUGUUUUUUUGUGGCUUCGAUCGAAAAUGAGAUCUUUUUUAUUCAAAUUUUAAUUACAAUUCGUAGGAAUUUCCCUUUAGCGCGAAUUUUGCUUUGCUCACAAAUCAAGAUCGAUUAAAUAUGUAUGCAUCAUGCGUUAGUAUUAUUUAUAGGCUAUGAAUAUUUUCGUAUUUUGCCAUUUUUUUAUAAAAAAAAAGUACUAGCCAGUAUAAUAAUGUCAUUGUAAAGGCGUCGCUAACGCAUUUUUAUUCGAUGUCCAUUCGUAACAGUUUUGUUUUUGAAGCUUAAUAUUUAAAAAUAUUUGUAAUAAUAAAUAUUUUAUGUAUGUAUACAUAUACUAAAUUGCACACAUACACAACAAAACUUAUUUAUUACUCAAAUCAACCACUUCUCAAAACUUUACCUAAAUUACGCAAACCAUUUCAUAUUUAAAAAUAUUGCUAUUAAUUUUUAACAAAGUUAUUUAGACUAAUAUCGUUUAUCGUAAACUCGUUUUUUACCUCACCCAAAUAUGCCUUUAAAAAGUAUGUAGUUUUUAAGCUCCAUUUGCUUAGCAUAUUCAAUAAUUAUAUGUCCAGCAAUUCAUUAUUUUUUAUUAUACUUAACAACCAAUGCAAUCGCAUAAUUGUUAACGGUACAAUUUUUGCCACCCAUUUACAUUUGUCUUA